Fragaria vesca subsp. vesca is the source of this 558-nucleotide messenger RNA. RefSeq lists its product as uncharacterized. The transcript has a single exon. The coding region runs from base 1 to 558 and encodes 185 amino acids. NCBI's taxonomy places the organism in Eukaryota, Viridiplantae, Streptophyta, Magnoliopsida, Rosales, Rosaceae. The record is from RefSeq and is a predicted model, not a curated record.
AUGGACGUCUACGCCGUCGUCUCCGUCAACGACGGCACCGACAACCUCAAGCAGGCGACGCCAACCACAUUGUUCGAAAAAGGCGGCACCAACCCCACCUUCAACAACUACACCAUGCGCUUCACCCUCGACGAUUCUCUACUACUCAACCCCCUCUCCUCCCUUCAAAUUCGGCUCGUCUGCUACCGCCCCCUCCCCCUCCGCCGUUUAACCUGGUGCAUCGCCGACUUCCGCGUCCCCUUCAAGGAGCUCUUUGACGACCACAACGGCAUGACGUUCAUCACCUCGUGUCAGGUCUGGGGAGUCUACGGUAGCCCCAAUAAGGGCGAGCUCAGCUUCUCUUAUAAGUUCGGGGACAAGUUGCUCGACGCUCCGGCCAAGAAGGUUCCGCCGGUAACGUCGUACGCAGUUCACCCGGGAUUCAAAGCUGCGUUAGCCAAGGUGAGGCAAGAAGCGGAAAAGAAGAAGCCUCGGAUGCAAGUCGAAGCUGUGUUUCUAGCAGCAGCCGGGUUACUAAUGUACGCUGUCUGCGGUUGUUAUUGUCGUUGUUGUUUGUGA